ACGACCGAAACCCGGAACCCGCUAACAGCAAAAAGGCUUCAGUUUUCUAGGGUUUUUUACACAGACAUGGCCUCCACGAUAGACUUCCGCAAACUUGACGAAGGAUUCGGCGGCAAGACCUACAAGCGAAAGCGUCAGGAAUCCGAAGCCUCAAUCACCAUAACCAGAAACGAUGGCGCCUCUGCUGCCGACAUGGAAAUUGACGUUGAUACGAUUCCGCCGCUGGCCAAGCGUUCAGCUCUUCCUUCUGCAGACAACCCGGACAAGCCCGCCGCCUCCUUGGGAAAUCCGAGCUACGACGGCGUGAUUGCUGGAAAGGUGUCGGGGCGGAAGUGGAAGCAGCCGCGUACGCAUCGGGCAUCUGCGAAGCACGUGAGCGUGAAGGGGAAGAGCUUGGAGGAGAGAGAGAGGGAGAAGGAGAUAAAGAAAGCUUACAAAGAGAGGAUUAACGAGCUGAAGGAGGAGAUCCGGCAGAACAAGAUCGAGAAGAGGAAGAAGAGGGAGGAGAGGGAGAAGAAGAAGAAGGAGAAUAUAUUGAGGUCAGGGACUAAGUUGCAGAUCAUCUCUAACCCCAAGACUUUGCAGAAGAUCUCCAAAUCGAAGCAGAAGAAGUUGCUCAAGGUUGUCCCCAAUGAGCUUCUCAACAAGAAUAAGAAGAAAAAGUAGGAUGAAGACUCUUUGGUUUCUCCUGGGAAAUUUUGUUUGGUGUUUUGAACUUUGAUUAUGCAAUGUAGAAGUUUCAUACAUUUGAAAACUUCAUCUUUAACAAAUUUCGAAAUUCAAUUUUGCUGUCAAUUGCAUA
Tripterygium wilfordii is the source of this 802-nucleotide messenger RNA. Its product is annotated as protein PXR1. The coding region runs from base 67 to 666 and encodes 199 amino acids. Lineage: Eukaryota; Viridiplantae; Streptophyta; Magnoliopsida; Celastrales; Celastraceae. The transcript has a single exon. The record is from RefSeq and is a predicted model, not a curated record. Gene Ontology annotation, cellular component: nucleolus.